Messenger RNA from Cetraspora pellucida, 276 nucleotides. The record is from the annotation of a GenBank genome assembly. Lineage: Eukaryota; Fungi; Glomeromycota; Glomeromycetes; Diversisporales; Gigasporaceae.
AUGUCAAAUUGGUUUAAAGUUGCUAUUGAACAAAAAUAUAUUACAUUAUUCGACUAUGAUCCUUUUCAGGAAAUGAAAGAAAUUGGCAGAGGAGGAUUUGGUGCUAUAAAGAGUGCUUAUUCAAGAGAUAUUGAAAAAAUUAUUGCUUUAAAGAGUUUAUAUUGGGACGAUAAUGAUAUUUCAUUGAAUGGAUUUAUUAAAGAAGUUAAAAACAUUAAUAGAGUUACACAUCAUGAUAAUAUAAUACAUUUUUUGGAAUCACUCAAGGUAUAUUAA